UCGCAGUACCUUAGGAACGUGCUGUCAAAUCUAGUACGAUAAACAGUUUGUCAGUUUCCACAAUGGACGAAUCAUCUAGCACAUUUGUGGAUGAGAGAAUCCGUAAAAUGCCCACCGGCUAUGCGGAUCUUCCCAAUCACAUUUUGCUCAACAUUUUCAACCACAUCACCGAAAACGACUUGUCCCGCGUAGGUUUGGUGUGCAAAAAUUGGCGCCAGGUUUCAUCUUCGCCCGAGUUAUGGAAGACCUUUCGGGCCACGCGUGAUAUGUCGGAGACGUACAUACGCGAACGGAUCCAGAAGUUCACCAAAUUGAAGAGCCUGUUCUUGAUCAGCGUCGAAGACGUCGUCAUCGAGGACGUCGCUAAGAACCUGACCAACCUAACAAGCCUGACGAUACGCCACAGCACACCAAGCGAAGAGGUGCUGUGCCUGGUGGUGGCAAACUGCCGGCAGUUGCAGCGUCUGGACAUCAAAGGGUGCAAAUUCACCAGCUCCGUGUUCUUCCACGACUUGGCCAAGCUGCCGAACCUCAAGGCCGUCAAUGUGGGGGACAACUACCACAUGAACCUGUACCACCUGUUCACCAUUUGCACCAAGUGCACGGAUCUGGAGGAGCUGCAUCUGAUCGGGUUCAACCCGGGGAAGGAGACGUUCGAGGACAUGGAUUGUCGCUUCAUAUUCACCUAUUUGCAUCACCUCAAGAGAAUCUACUUGGACGCCUUGGACUUGACCGACUACACCUUCAGGACGAUCUGCGACAUCGGAGACCUGGAAGGAUUUGGUUAUUAUUGUGCGGAAAACCUGACUGCAAACGCCCUCAUGUCGUUGGGACCAAGAAUGGCGAGGAUGAAGGUGUUAAAGAUCCGCGAAGCUUGCCAACUCCUUUCAACCGACUUAAUAAGCUUCUUCUCCACUAACAAGUCACCAAAUUUGGAAGAGUUGGACCUGAUGUGCGCAGACCUUACAAACCAGUGCCUCAAGAUAAUCGUCGCCAACUGUCCACUGCUUAAGAAGUUAAUACUAAGAAGCUGCAAGAGAAUAACUGAUUUGGCUCAGCUUCUAAAAGCCUUGAAGCACCUGGAAAUGUUGAACGUGGCUUUUUGCGACCAACUGUUGCUAAAUUUUGAACGGCCCAGUACCUUGAGGAUUUUGUUCUUGGGAAACGAUGACGGAUCUCUGAAGUUUGCUCGAGAAUUACAAAUGAGUCACCAGGAUUUGCUUAUUAGGAUCUGCAUUUCUGAGGACAACAAGAAAUGGAAGCCAUUCAAGUCUGACAAGGUGGACGACUAUAGAUAAUUAGAAUUUGUGUAUUAAAAUCCAAAACACCUUGUGAAGAUAAUAAAUAAAGUAACUUUAAAUUAA
Molecule: messenger RNA, 1364 nt
Organism: Aethina tumida (small hive beetle)
Lineage: Eukaryota; Metazoa; Arthropoda; Insecta; Coleoptera; Nitidulidae
Product: F-box/LRR-repeat protein 7-like
Exons: 3
Coding region: 63-1298 (411 amino acids)
Biological process (GO): SCF-dependent proteasomal ubiquitin-dependent protein catabolic process
Cellular component (GO): SCF ubiquitin ligase complex
Molecular function (GO): protein binding
Source: RefSeq, a predicted model, not a curated record